Molecule: messenger RNA, 744 nt
Organism: Heteronotia binoei (common prickly gecko)
Lineage: Eukaryota; Metazoa; Chordata; Lepidosauria; Squamata; Gekkonidae
Product: olfactory receptor 8S1-like
Exons: 1
Biological process (GO): G protein-coupled receptor signaling pathway
Cellular component (GO): membrane
Molecular function (GO): olfactory receptor activity; G protein-coupled receptor activity
Source: RefSeq, a predicted model, not a curated record
CUGCUCGGCUGGGUGGUGCCGAAUUCCUCCAUCACUCUCCCAAAGAUGCUGGAAAACUUCAUUGCCAAGAACAAAACCAUUUCCCAGAAAGGAUGCAUCACUCAGAUCUUUUUCUUUUCCCAGUGUGCUUGUGCUGAGGUUUUCAUCCUGUCAGCCAUGGCUUUUGACCGCUAUGUCGCCAUCUGUGACCCACUGCAUUAUUCAACUAUUAUGAAAAAAACUGUCUGCAGACAGCUGGUGGGUGGAUCCUGGUCAAUGGGUUUCUUAUACGCGAUGGUGAAUGUAUUGCCAUUGGUGAAUGCCCAGUUUUGCGGAAGCAAUAUAAUCAAUCACUUUAGCUGUGAACUUCCAUCCCUCUUGCCGUUGUCUUGCAGCGACCAUCUCAGCAAUUAUAUUGUGCUUCUCAUCAGUGAAGUAGUAUUUGGGUUAAGCUCAUUCCUCCUCACCCUUGUCUCUUACAUUCACAUAAUCUCCACCAUCCUGAAAAUUCACACAGCAGAAGGCAGAAAUAAAGCCUUCUCCACCUGCAGUUCCCACCUCAUUGUGGUUGGCUUAUUUUACUCUGCAGCUUUUUUUGGGUACAUGAAGCCCAGUUCUGAUUCUUUUAUAGAACUGGACAAAGUGGUGUCGAUCCAGUAUAGCAUCUUAACGCCCCUGUUAAAUCCUAUCAUAUAUAGCCUGAAAAACAAUGAAAUUAAAAUGGCUUUAGGGAAAAGAUUUGGAAACUUUAGGUUUUUAAAAUAA